Molecule: messenger RNA, 918 nt
Organism: Baudoinia panamericana UAMH 10762
Lineage: Eukaryota; Fungi; Ascomycota; Dothideomycetes; Mycosphaerellales; Teratosphaeriaceae
Exons: 2
Coding region: 1-918 (305 amino acids)
Biological process (GO): cytoplasmic translation; ribosomal small subunit assembly
Cellular component (GO): ribosome; 90S preribosome; cytosolic small ribosomal subunit
Molecular function (GO): structural constituent of ribosome
Source: RefSeq, a predicted model, not a curated record
AUGGCCGCCAAGAACCUGCCCCCGAUGUUCAACGCAACAUCAACCGACAUUGAAAUGCUCCUCAGCGCCCAAUGCCACAUCGGCGCCAAGAACCUGCAGACGCACAUGGAGCCGUACCUGUGGAAGACGCGCGCCGACGGCAUCAACAUCAUCAACAUUGGCAAGACUUGGGAAAAGAUCAUCCUCGCCGCCCGUAUCCUCGUCUCCAUCGACAACCCGGCCGACAUCGCCGUCAUCUCCGCCCGCCCCUACGGCCAACGCGCCGUCCUCAAAUUCGCCGCCCACACCGGCGCCUCCCCCAUCGCCGGCCGCUUCACCCCCGGCAACUUCACAAACUACAUCACCCGCUCCUUCAAGGAACCGCGCAUCAUCGUCGUCACCGACCCGCGCACCGACGCCCAGGCCAUCAAGGAAGCCUCGUACGUCAACAUCCCCGUCAUUGCGCUGUGCGAUACCGACUCCCCGACCGAGUAUGUGGAUGUGGCCAUCCCGACCAACAACAAGGGCCGUCACGCCAUCGGUCUGAUCUGGUGGAUGCUUGCCCGCGAGGUCCUGCGUCUCCGCGGCACCCUCGCCAGCCGUGAGGCGGAGUGGGACGUCAUGACGGAUCUGUACUUCUACCGUGACCCCGAGGCGGAGGAGAACAAAGACUCCGCCGGUCAGGACGAGGAGAAAGUUCCUGGUGUUGACGAGGUCGGUCCCGGCGCGGUCGAGAGCGGGUUCAACAACGAAUGGGAGGUCUCCGGUGCCGGGGCUGGUGCUUUCGCUGCGGCGUCCGGGACUGCCGGGGCCGCGGCGGCGAGCACGUGGGACAAUGAGGGCGCGGACUGGGCCGCUGCUGAGGCGCCGGUGCAGACGGGAAAUCAGGGGUGGGCGGAGCAGGCCGGUGCCGAGGCGCAGCCGGAGACGACGUGGUAG